AUGGCCCUGGAUCUCCUGGCGAUGACCCUGGGGCACUCAGUGAUGUCUCUGGGAUGCCUGGUGAAGGCAUGGCUGUGUUCUGCUGCUCCUACCCAAUGUAACGACGUGUUGCGUUAUUCUGACAGGUCUGCAAAUGUCACCCAUGAAGUCAUCAAUGCCACCCUCCACACUACGCUUGCUGCUACUACCAAAUUGGUGGUUCCUACACCUGCUAAACCCAUCCUUCCGGUUCAGACUGGAGUCCAAGCACAGCAAGAGGAGCAGUCUAGUGGCAUGACUAUUUUUUUUAGUCUUCUUGUAUUAGCUAUCUGCAUCAUAUUGGUGCAUUUACUGAUAAAAUACAGACUUCAUUUUUUACCAGAGAGUGUGGCUGUUGUUUCUUUAGGUAUCCUCAUGGGAGCUUUUAUAAAAAUCAUAGAGGCUCAAAAGCUGGCCAACUGGAAGGAGGAAGAAAUGUUUCGUCCAAAUAUGUUUUUUCUGCUUUUGCUUCCACCUAUUAUAUUUGAAUCUGGAUAUUCAUUGCACAAGGGUAAUUUUUUUCAGAACAUUGGUUCCAUCACUCUCUUUUCUGUGUUUGGCACUGCAAUAUCAGCUUUCAUUGUAGGUGGAGGAAUUUACUUUUUGGGCCAGGCUGAUGUAAUUUAUAAACUCAACAUGACAGACAGUUUUGCAUUUGGCUCUUUAAUAUCUGCAGUUGACCCGGUGGCUACUAUUGCCAUUUUCAAUGCUCUCAAUGUGGAUCCGGUGCUUAACAUGUUGGUUUUUGGAGAAAGCAUUCUCAAUGAUGCAGUUUCUAUCGUCUUGACUAACACAGCGGAAGGUUUGACAAGAGAAAAUAUGUCAGAUGUAAGUGGAUGGCAAACCUUUCUACAGGCACUGGGAUAUUUUCUUAAGAUGUUCUUUGGCUCUGCAGCACUUGGCACACUUACUGGCCUUAUUUCUGCAUUAAUGCUAAAGCACAUUGAUUUAAGGAAGACCCCCUCUCUGGAGUUUGGGAUGAUGAUCAUCUUUGCUUACCUUCCUUAUGGACUUGCAGAAGGUAUCUCACUCUCAGGUAUCAUGGCAAUCCUCUUCUCUGGCAUUGUGAUGUCUCACUAUACACAUCAUAAUCUGUCCCCAGUCACACAGAUUUUAAUGCAGCAGACACUGAGAACCGUUGCUUUUAUGUGUGAAACGUGUGUUUUUGCUUUUCUUGGCCUGUCAAUUUUUAGUUUUCCUCACAAGUUUGAAAUGUCCUUUGUCAUCUGGUGCAUAGUACUUGUUCUGUUUGGUAGAGCAGUGAAUAUUUUCCCACUUUCCUACCUACUCAACUUCUUCCGUGAUCAUAAAAUCACCCCCAAGAUGAUGUUUAUUAUGUGGUUUAGUGGUUUACGUGGCGCAAUUCCCUAUGCUCUCAGCCUCCAUUUGGGCUUGGAACCAAUAGAGAAGAGGCAGCUCAUUGGGACUACAACAAUCAUCAUUGUGUUGUUCACAAUUUUGCUGCUGGGAGGAGGAACCAUGCCCCUUAUCAGACUGAUUGACAUUGAGGACUCCAAAGCACGCAGGAGGAACAAGAAGGACAUUAAUCUUAGCAAGACAGAGAAGAUGGGGAAUACUAUAGAAUCUGAACAUUUGUCAGAACUCACAGAGGAGGAGUAUGAAGCCCAGUACAUAAAACGCCAGGACCUCAAAGGGUUUAUGUGGUUUGAUGCUAAGUAUUUGAAUCCUUUCUUCACCAGACGACUGACACAAGAAGACUUGCAUCAUGGCCGCAUACAGAUGAAAACCCUCACAAAUAAAUGGUAUGAAGAGGUACGACAAGGACCCUCAGGCUCUGAAGAUGAUGAGCAAGAGCUGUUAUAGCAAACUGGGGAAGGAGUACGAGUUUGUCAUUAGAGCAUCAACAGCUAGAUUUAAGUAACAAGAAUCUGACUGCACAAAAGCUCAAGAAUUCAGAAUGAACCUUCUGAUUUCAAACUUGUGCUGUUUAGAUAUCAAAAAGAUCUACUGUUCUUGAUUUUACUAGUGAGUGAGAGAACCUCUUAACACUGUCAGAAGCUGGACACCAGAAUUUUUCAGAUUUUACAGCAUAGUAAAUGUCUUGCAGCCUAUUAAGAUGCAGAAACAUCUACCUUGAACUAAAGAUGUUGUUUAAUGUGGGGUCUUCCUAUUAUGAAAUGGGCUGUAAAUGCAUGCUGAAGUUCAGAGUUCAUUGUAUGACUCUGCAAAACACGAUGAAUUGCACUUUACCUUUUUUUAAUACUCAUUCACAGCAUGGAGAGGCUUGAUGGCUUAUACUGUGAAUUUGUUUCAGCACUAGUAAGGGAAUCUGUGAGGAAUAAAUUUAUAAUUUAUGGGUUUUGCACGUUACAAAUGCAGAGCAGAUAUUGAGUACCUUGACAAAAGCAGAUGCGGCAUGUAUAAGGAAGCACCUCUUGAAACUGAUUGUUUUGGAAUUUAAAAACUCCUGCAUUUCUGUUUUGUGGUUUUUGUUUUUUUUACACUGAAGUAGUAUAAUCCACAGUACUAAUUGUGGCAUGAUUUAUUGGGAGAGGGUAUUAUAUGACACAGUAGAGAACUGCUUUUGAAAUAACUUUUUUAAACACUUUUUUUUUUUUUUUGUUAAAACCAGUUGCAUUUAGGUUUCUAUGAUAAGUGGUUGCUCCUUGUUAGCACUUUGGCUUCAAGUCUUAGGAAGCAGCAGCUUUUAUAUAUAAAUUCAUGAAACAUCCCUAACAUUCUCAAGAAAGCACAAACAGAAUUUUGGAGUUGUAAUGGAAGCAAAAGCACUGUUUUCCACGUCACUAUUUUGAGGAACUGCAUGUGUGCAUGGGGAAGGGGAGUCUACAAAAUCUAAUCGAGGUAUAGAAGAGUUUAAUAUUGCACAUUGCUGAAGCAUCCUCAGUUGGGAAGUGCCAAACAGUUUUCAUUAAGUUGUCCUGCUAGUUUGAUUUUUCUCUACUGCUGCUUCAAAAUCAGCAGCACUUCACUUUUUCUGUGUGGCAUGGUCCGUUUGUUCAAAACUGCAUACACCUGAACAGACACAUUUAUUAUAAAUUUGCCACGGUUACACAUGCAGGAGUUUUCUCACACUGCCAGUCCUAUUUGUCUCAUUAGUGUAUUCAUUGUCAAAAUUUGAAACUGCAGUUCUGAGUGUACAUCAGGCAUGCAUGUGUACAUAUCUCUUUCUGAAAGUAAUAUAUUUGGUUUGGUUUUGUUACCGGAGUUUUUAAAUCAACUGCUUACCUUUUGGGAGAAAUAAAAGGUUCAAGAAUGUAUUUAGAAACGCAAGUCGGUGUUUUCUGAGCAGUUUUUCAAAACAGUACAUCUCAUUACAGGACUCCACUCUUCCCCCGUUUUUUCCUGGUAGUUCAAAGAACUUACUCUCUCCUAAUCAACCAUGAAACUCAUUUCCUUCCUCUGUUUGCAAAUAGCAUGGCAUCUCACAGAGCUGAAACAGGCACUGGUGGCAGCCUGGAUGAGGCACGAACUCAGAUGGUUUCUGGUGCUGACCAGCCAGAAAAGAAUCAAUACUUGUUUUUUCCUUAGGAAAGAGAAUAUAUAUAAAAAUCACACAGACUUUCUUCACCCUUGGCAACUGUAAUUUCAUUACAUUUGUUACCCCCAUCAGUCCUACUUGGUUUCUUGAUUUGAAUAUUUAAGACACACAAAUCCAGAUUAUAGUACUAUGGAGGAUGUGUACGUGAGUAUUCUGCGUUAUAAUAAUGUUUGUUCAGUGCAAGCAAAGGUGGUUUUUUUUAAACAGAAUGAUAAAUUUCACCCAGUGAGAACCAGUCUAUGCUGUCAAGGCCAACAGAGUCUGAGGCUGCUAACUCUGGAGUUUGUUUUCGCCGAUGUUUAUGCUAUUCAUCUGCAAGAGACAAGUAGGCAUUGUCCAGCUUUCCUUUCCUUGCCUUAUACCACAAGUGCAGGCCAGAGCAAGGAUGCUCUGUAGACUGUGCUGCCAGUGGUGUCAGAGACUGACCCUGGUUCGAUAUUUUUCCUGUCCAGUCCAGGAGCUGGUUGAAGUGGGGAAGGUUCCUAGGAGCUUCUUGGUCACCAAAACAUCCAUGUACAUUGGUCGAGUGGUCUAGAUGCUAUUACAGUGGCUUCAGUGGUAUGCAAGACACAUGCUGAAAUACAAAACAGCCACUAACUUAUAUUGUUAUUCUGGUGAAAGAUGUCAUCUGCCAUCUGAGUGAAAGAUCUGUGCUGAUGAUCAGGCACAGGCUACCUUCCUUCAGGACAAAUUGAUCGUUUUCUGCCCUCUGCUGGCAAUUUGGGAAAAUACAUUGACAUCUAAUUUGAGAGUCAUUUGCUGAGAAAUUUUUUUUACGUUAAAUUGCAGCAAUUAACUGAUACAGCUAGAAUUAAU
Messenger RNA from Struthio camelus australis, 4354 nucleotides. Lineage: Eukaryota; Metazoa; Chordata; Aves; Struthioniformes; Struthionidae. The record is from RefSeq and is a predicted model, not a curated record.